CAGCUUCCGCCACCACAGAGCGAAGCAGCCGGUGAUCAUAAUACAAACAAUGGGCAAGAAGCACAAAAAGCACAAGUCCGAGAAACACGGAUAUGAAGAGUAUGGAGAGAGACCGCUGAAGCUGGUGUUGAAAGUCUCUGGGAACGAAGUGACGACGGGUAGCUCGAGUCGGGACACUUUUUAUGACGACCCGGCGUCGGACUUUGAAAAACCUAAAGACAAGAAGAAGAAAAAGAAGAAGGAUAAAGAAAAGAGCUUUGGCUCACCAGAGGACACCAAAGUAAAGAAAAAGAUGACAAAGAAGAAGAAAGGACAGGAAACAGAUGGAGACGAUGAACGGAGCAGAACUCCUAUACGUUCAGAGCUGGAUAAACUGGAAGAAGAAAAGGAACAAACUCCUCUUCAGGAAGCUUUGAACCAGCUCAUCAGGCAGCUCCAAAGGAAAGAUCCCAGUGCAUUCUUCUCGUUUCCGGUGACGGACCUCGUCGCUCCUGGCUACUCUGUAAUUAUCAAACGGCCGAUGGACUUCAGUACAAUAAAGGAAAAAGUAAAGAAGGAGUACUAUCAGUCGUUGGAUGAAAUCAAGGUAUCUGUCUUUAUUGCACACUGUUGUAUCAUUGCAUGCUAAUUAUACACACACACACACACACACACACACA
Molecule: messenger RNA, 659 nt
Organism: Notothenia coriiceps (black rockcod)
Lineage: Eukaryota; Metazoa; Chordata; Actinopteri; Perciformes; Nototheniidae
Product: bromodomain-containing protein 7-like
Exons: 5
Coding region: 50-628 (192 amino acids)
Biological process (GO): regulation of transcription by RNA polymerase II
Cellular component (GO): nucleus
Source: RefSeq, a predicted model, not a curated record